AAGCCACUUCCUUAUUGCUCAUGUGAUUUUCAAUCAACGGGGACGAAUUGGCAUUUGUACAUUUAGCUCAUAUUAUACUACAGAUUCACUUUACCACGACUGAGCGAAACUAUUGUGUCAUUAAUAUAUUCUUAUUAUCAAUAAUAUUAUCGCUAAAUGUACAUUUUGUAGUGCGUUUCAAUGCAACGUUAGCUAAAGUAGUUUCGUGUUGCGUUCACGUGUCGUCAUUGUGGUAUCUUGAUAUAAACACUACAGUCAUGUCCAGCGGGUUCCGCAUCGUGGUGCAGGGCGAGGCCUCGGAGACGGACUCCGAUGACGAGGUCUACAUCACCUCCAUGCCCGCUCCCCAAGUCGGAGCCAAGGUUCCAGGUGAGGCAUCUGAAACCGACAGUGAGGGCGAGGAGGAGCAGACCGACCGAUCCUCGCUGAGCCAGGAGAGAGUCCACAUCCUCAGGAGAGACCUGCCUCCUCUGAUUGUCGUCAGAGACCACCCUGACAUACAGUCCAUAGUGGAAGACCGGCCCAGUCCCACUCACAGACCACAAGGUGACACGCUUCUCCAACAGAAGCUGCAGGAAUCGAACAGCCGGCUGUAUUCCGACAUCGGACAGAUGGUCCGGCAGGUUUACGGCAGCGCCAGCAGAGAGGUUUCCGUGGCAACCGCUCAGCUGAAUGCGUCGCAGAGCGCCAUCAUCAACGCGUCGCACAGCAUCCGGUUGAUCCUGGACGACCUGAAGGCCGUCUCCGAAAAGAUCGACAUCAUCACCAGCUGUCAAAUACUGCCCGAUAUUAACAUCAAUAAUCUAAAGAGUCAUAUUACUCCUGCACCCUAAAUAUAUAUAUUUAUAUUGCAUAUAUAUUCUAUUGCUGUCUUUCACACACUUUGAUUAACAUUUAACAGGAAUUUAUUCACAAUAUCCAUUUUCUUUCUUUGUACAUCUUAAUAUCUGUGGGAUUUGCUCUCAUGCUAUAACAAUUUAUUUCCCUCCUGUGUUCCAAUUGUAACAACUCGAUAAUAUAAAUAUAUUUGGUUGAAACUUGAAUGCUGUUAAAAUGUUUUUUAUGCGUGAACAAUAGCUGCUGUAGAUGGUUUAUUGAAUGAAAGAAAAGGUUAGAUGAUUAAAAUCACUAAAGUAUG
Molecule: messenger RNA, 1138 nt
Organism: Pseudoliparis swirei
Lineage: Eukaryota; Metazoa; Chordata; Actinopteri; Perciformes; Liparidae
Gene: bloc1s3
Product: biogenesis of lysosomal organelles complex-1, subunit 3
Exons: 4
Coding region: 258-833 (191 amino acids)
Cellular component (GO): BLOC-1 complex
Source: RefSeq, a predicted model, not a curated record